Messenger RNA from Manis javanica (Malayan pangolin), 2183 nucleotides. It is a transcript of the gene AGPAT4, whose product is annotated as 1-acylglycerol-3-phosphate O-acyltransferase 4. The record is from RefSeq and is a predicted model, not a curated record. Lineage: Eukaryota; Metazoa; Chordata; Mammalia; Pholidota; Manidae. Gene Ontology annotation, cellular component: endomembrane system; mitochondrial outer membrane. Gene Ontology annotation, molecular function: 1-acylglycerol-3-phosphate O-acyltransferase activity.
AGCGUGUCGGGCGAGGCUGGAGGAGCCACCUCGGCCCAGGGAUGCAACAGGGUCCGGGCGCGGGCUCGGAGAGCCGCCCCGCGGGCUUUGUCCCUGGCUCUGGCAGCUUCUCCGGCCGCAGGGGAAGGGGUGACUCAUGUGACGCCCGCCGGGUCUCCCCUCCCGGCGGCUGCUGAACCGUAGCUUUAAAAGGAAGUGACAUGGGGUGGGGAGAGACGUCAGCCGAGGACCACUUUUUUUCCCCGAAGGGCCCACCCCAUGGGUGGAGUCUCGCUCUCUCUUUCCAGUGUUGGCCGAAUUACAGCGGCUAUAAACUCGUGGCGACCGCUGCCCCCGCCGCUCCUCCCCGCGCCGGUCGGGUCCGUGCGUCCGCGCUGCCAGCGAGGAGACGCCUCCCAAGUCCUGGACCUUCUCCCCUCUGGAAGUCCUCCACCGCGGGGAUUCACUGUGGUAAACAAAAGCAGCCUGGCACCAUGGACCUCGUCGGGCUGCUCAAGUCCCAGUUCCUGUGCCAUCUCGUCUUCUGCUACGUGUUCAUCGCCUCGGGCCUCAUCAUCAACACCGUCCAGCUCUUCACCCUCCUGCUCUGGCCCGUCAACAAGCAGCUCUUCCGGAAGAUCAACUGCAGGCUGUCCUACUGCAUCUCCAGCCAGCUGGUGAUGCUGCUGGAGUGGUGGUCCGGCACGGAGUGCGUCAUCCACACAGACCCCCGGGCCUACCCCAAAUACGGGAAGGAAAAUGCCAUCGUGGUUCUGAACCACAAGUUUGAGAUUGACUUUCUCUGUGGUUGGAGUCUGGCUGAGCGCUUUGGGGUUUUAGGGGGCUCCAAAGUCCUGGCCAAGAAGGAGCUGGCCUACGUGCCGAUAAUCGGCUGGAUGUGGUACUUCACGGAGAUGGUCUUCUGCACGCGCAAGUGGGAGCAAGACCGCAAGACCGUCUCACAGAGCCUGCUGCGCCUCCGGGACUACCCGGAGAAGUACUUCUUCCUGAUUCACUGCGAGGGCACCCGGUUCACAGAGAAGAAGCACCAGAUCAGCAUGCAGGUGGCCCAAGCCAAGGGGCUGCCCAGCCUCAAGUACCACUUGCUGCCGCGCACCAAAGGCUUCACCAUCACCGUGAGGAGUUUGAGAAAUGUAGUUUCAGCUGUAUAUGACUGUACACUCAAUUUCAGAAAUAAUGAAAACCCAACGCUGCUGGGAGUCCUAAAUGGAAAGAAAUAUCACGCAGAUUUAUAUGUCAGGCGGAUCCCCCUGGAAGAAGUCCCGGAGGACGAGGACAGGUGCUCCACCUGGCUGCACAAGCUCUACCAGGAGAAGGACGCCUUCCAGGAGGAGUACUACAGGACGGGCACCUUCCCCGAGACGCCCCUGGUGCCCCCGCGGCGGCCCUGGACGCUCGUGAACUGGCUGGUCUGGGCCUCGCUGCUGCUCUACCCCUUCUUCCGCUUCCUCAGCAACAUGAUCAGCAGCGGGUCCUCCCUGACUCUGGCCAGCUUCGUCCUAGUCUUCUUUGUGGCUUCCAUGGGCGUUCGAUGGAUGAUCGGCGUGACAGAAAUCGACAAGGGCUCCACCUACGGCAACGCCGACAGCAAGCAGAAGCAGAACGACUGACUCAGGGCACGGCACCAGCCAGAGGGCACCACGGGGAACUGGUGGACGCUGCCUGUCAUCCUCAGGGGGACUCGCAGCGGAACAGGGUGAGCCCCUGCUGGGAAGGCAGGGCGUCUGAGCGCCAGCUGGGGAGGAAGAUGUUCUUAAAUCUUUCCCCCAUAUGCUUCAGUGGAUUUCGGUUCUUUCUUUUCAUGUGAGUGUGCGUGUGUGCGCAUGUGUGUGUGUGUAAGAGAAAGAACACACACAGGGGAGAAUGAAAUGCAGUUGUGUGAGCCUGGCUUGGUGAUCAUUCAGAGGGUAUCUGAGGUGCAGGGGGGCAGGGAUGGGGAACGGAGGACUCCCCUACAUCCUCUGGUGCUGAGUUUUCUGUAGUUCUGGAUUGCCAGAGGGAGGGAAAGGUGCUUUAGGUAAGAAGACUAAAUUAUGCCUCCAAAAAAAUAAUAAUAAUGGAAAUGUCUGGCUCCUCUGUGGUGUGUUUACACAGACCGCUCCGUCCUUCCGCUCCGCCCACUGCCAGAUGUUUUCGUGAGGGACCGCUGUGGUCCAGACAGUGCUCACAAGGAGAGAGCUGGG